AUGCUCGUAUACGUGGUAUGCUAGCACGGAAUAUCACUGAUUCGACUAACGUGCUUGUCGAUCCCUCACCCCGUCUCACAUGUUUCCAUGCAGAUUGGGCUCUUCUCCUUCUUCGCAUAUGCUAGUAUCAUCGCGCCGUGGCACUUCGCCAAGCCCAGCUACAGAACGAGAUUCAGAUUCCUGGUCUUCAGAUUUAGGUGGGGAAUUGUGUCUCCACGUCUCCCCAGCGUGUGCACUGCCUCUCUCUGCCUGCGUAAAGACCGGAUGUAUAUUGGUGGGGUGUGGUGCUGCUGGCUCGGAACGCUCUGCUGGCUACUGUUACCGUGAUGGAGCCAGGCAAGUCACAGAUACAAGCAAGUGUACACAGAAUGGACACCUGCACACUGUGA
This is a messenger RNA of Vitrella brassicaformis, 389 nucleotides long. NCBI's taxonomy places the organism in Eukaryota, Vitrellaceae. The record is from the annotation of a GenBank genome assembly.